CCUCAUAAUUAUUGUCACGUUCUUUUUCUUUCUUCUUAUAAGUAUCAACCUUGAACUAAUUUCAUCACAUUGAUCAGAAAAUUAAAGAUGGGUAGAACUAGAAUGCCAAGUUUUUGCCUAAAUAGAAUUAGGCCUCAUGUUCAAAUUCGUUCACCACCUAUACAAGCCAACAACAUUAAUGAGAAUUUUGCUAAGAAAGUUGAAGGUGAUGAUCAUGAAGAGAAAAAUGAUACUUCAUCAGCCAUGUCUGAGGAAAAAAAUGCUGGUGAUAUCGCGAAACCGGCACCUUUAAUUGGCCGAAAAAUUAUGAUUUUAGUAGAUUCAAGCCUUGAAGCAAAGAAUGCAUUGCAAUGGGCAUUAACUCAUACUGUUCAGAGCCAUGAUUUACUUGUUCUUCUCUAUGUUACUAAACCUUCUAAACAAGAUGAAGAAUCUAAAAAUGAAAUAAGUCCAAGAAUCUUUGAAUUUCUUGCUUCACUGAAGAAUACUUGCAAGCUAAAAAGACCUGAGGUCCAAGUGGAAGUGGCAGUAGCACAAGGGAAAGAGAAAGGUCCUAUAAUAGUAGAAGAGGCCAAGAAACAAGAAGUGUCACUUCUAAUCUUAGGCCAAAAGAAAAGGUCCAUGACGUGGCGGCUAAUUAUGAUGUGGGCCGGUGGUAGGGUGGUUGCCGGUGGUGGAGGUGGUGGUGGUGGUGGUGGUGGGGUGGUAGAGUAUUGUAUUCAGAAUGCUAGUUGCAUGGCAAUUGCAGUAAGGAGAAAAAGCAAGAAACUUGGUGGAUACUUAAUCACUACCAAAAGACAAAAGGAUUUCUGGCUUUUGGCUUGAUUUUCAGAUAUUGAUUCAAUUAAAGAUUGGUCUUAAUAUCUUAUAGUGCUUCUUGUAAAUUCGUAAUUACUGUGUAACUUAUAUGGAUUGGGAAGUGAAAUGGAAAGUUAGUGAGUCAAAAGAUAAUUGUUGGGCA
Lycium ferocissimum is the source of this 961-nucleotide messenger RNA. RefSeq lists its product as uncharacterized. Lineage: Eukaryota; Viridiplantae; Streptophyta; Magnoliopsida; Solanales; Solanaceae. The record is from RefSeq and is a predicted model, not a curated record. The transcript is spliced from 3 exons. Bases 88 to 825 code for a protein of 245 amino acids.